UAGUCCCGCCCCGCUCGGGGAACGUGGGAUUGGCACUGCAAGCAGCCAAUCCACUGACGGCGCAUUCAGGUCUUGAAGGCUUCCGCAAACUAAGCUAAGCUGCGUUGGAGCGGACCAGUCGCUAUCGGCCUUGAAGAGACGCUGUGGCUGCGGAGCGGGUCUUCCCCUGAGUUGGCCGCCGGGAGUGGGGGCGGUGGAUCUCACUGGUCGUUUUUUGCCGGGAUGAUAGGUGUUCUUGAGGACAGUGUUAUAUCGCUUAAGAGCAAACAUGAAUGUUGGAGUCGCGCACAGCGAGGUGAAUCCAAAUACCCGGGUAAUGAACAGCCGGGGGAUGUGGCUGACAUAUGCGUUGGGAGUCGUCUUGCUUCAUAUUGUCUUACUCAGUAUUCCCUUCUUCAGUGUUCCUGUUGCUUGGACCUUAACAAAUGUUAUACAUAAUCUGGGGAUGUAUGUAUUUUUGCAUGCUGUAAAAGGAACACCUUUCGAGACUCCUGACCAGGGAAAAGCAAGGCUCCUAACUCAUUGGGAACAACUGGACUAUGGAGUACAGUUUACAUCUUCACGGAAGUUUUUCACAAUUUCUCCAAUAAUUCUAUAUUUUCUGGCCAGUUUCUAUACGAAGUAUGAUCCAACUCACUUCAUCCUAAAUACAGCUUCUCUCCUGAGUGUGCUAAUUCCCAAAAUGCCACAGCUACAUGGUGUUCGGAUCUUUGGAAUUAACAAGUAUUGAAAGGUUUUGAAACUGAAGAAAAGUUUUUACAGCUACUGAGUUGCUUGUAAUGAAGGAGUGGUUAGUAAACUGCACUGUUCCUA
Molecule: messenger RNA, 813 nt
Organism: Pteronotus mesoamericanus
Lineage: Eukaryota; Metazoa; Chordata; Mammalia; Chiroptera; Mormoopidae
Gene: ORMDL1
Product: ORMDL sphingolipid biosynthesis regulator 1
Exons: 5
Coding region: 269-730 (153 amino acids)
Biological process (GO): sphingolipid biosynthetic process; intracellular sphingolipid homeostasis; ceramide metabolic process
Cellular component (GO): endoplasmic reticulum membrane
Source: RefSeq, a predicted model, not a curated record